Messenger RNA from Neocloeon triangulifer, 363 nucleotides. Its product is annotated as proteasome assembly chaperone 4-like. The coding region runs from base 1 to 363 and encodes 120 amino acids. The record is from RefSeq and is a predicted model, not a curated record. Gene Ontology annotation, biological process: proteasome assembly. The transcript has a single exon. Lineage: Eukaryota; Metazoa; Arthropoda; Insecta; Ephemeroptera; Baetidae.
AUGGCUGUAGACGUGAUGAAUCUUUUGAGCAUGCACACCUUUUCGGAUGAGCUCACCUCCAUUGCUGUCUCCUUUCAAGUUUUGAAACUGAAAAACAGCGUCUUUUUGUGGAUCGGCAGUAGUGAUGAAAAGUGCUUCAAUGACCUCAACUUGGCCAUGGUUGUACCACCAGCCGAAAUAACUUCUGCGAGGCUCAUGGGCAACCUUUUGACUCCCUCCUCAGUGUUGACAAAGAGACUUUGCAAGAAGCUCAACAAGCCAAUUUACUUGAGCUAUAAUCUGCCCCAGAACGAUAACAUGCUCCUUGAAGUUGUUAACAAGAGGCUGAAUAAGGAAAUUGAAAGUUAUCCUGAUAAGUUUUAA